Nerophis ophidion (straightnose pipefish) is the source of this 1405-nucleotide messenger RNA. It is a transcript of the gene mpst, whose product is annotated as mercaptopyruvate sulfurtransferase. Gene Ontology annotation, cellular component: mitochondrion. NCBI's taxonomy places the organism in Eukaryota, Metazoa, Chordata, Actinopteri, Syngnathiformes, Syngnathidae. The transcript has 2 exons. Gene Ontology annotation, molecular function: thiosulfate-cyanide sulfurtransferase activity. Bases 53 to 931 code for a protein of 292 amino acids. The record is from RefSeq and is a predicted model, not a curated record. Gene Ontology annotation, biological process: transsulfuration.
UGGAUGUUCUCCGGCCCCCUCUAGUGGUCACAUUGUGUACCUACGCACUGUCAUGGCGGCUCAAGCUCGCGCUGUGGUUUCGGCCCAAUGGCUAGCAGACGCCAUCAAAAACGGUCUGGUCGGCUCCAAAAUUCGAGUGCUGGAUUCGUCAUGGUACCUACCCAUAACCAAGCGGGACCCCAAAGCGGAAUUCGCCGAGAAACACAUACCGGGCUCGUCGUUCUUCGACAUAGACGAGUGCAGCGAGCGCAGUUCGCCCUACGACCACAUGUUGCCGUCGAGCAGCCACUUUUCACGCUACGUGGGCGAGCUGGGUGUGGACAACGACACUCAUGUGGUGGUGUACGACACCAACGGCUUCGGCUCGUACAGCGCCCCGCGCGUCUGGUGGAUGUUCCGGCUGUUCGGGCACGGCGCGGUGUCGGUGCUGGACGGCGGCAUGAAGAACUGGCUGGCCGAGGGUCGGCCCGUGACAGCGGAGCACGUGAAGCCGGAGCCCAGGGACUUCCGGGUGAGCGCCAACCCCAGGUGGGUGAAGACCUACGAGGACAUGCUGGACAACAUCAGGACCAAGCAGGUGCAAGUUGUGGACGCCAGGUCUGCGGGCAGGUUUAAGGGGAUCGAACCAGAGCCAAGGGAGGGCACGUUGCCAGGCCACUUCCCCGGUGCAGUCAACAUGCCAUUCACGUCUUUCUUGGACGCCUCCGGAAAAUAUCUGGCCAAUGACGACUUGUCCAGACUUUUCAAGCAGGCUGGCGUGAAACUGGACCAGCCAAUUUGGGCCACCUGCGGCUCUGGCGUCACAGCGUGUCUCGUCGUUCUGGGCGCUCACCUGCUGGGCCACCCGGGGGUGUGCGUUUAUGACGGCUCCUGGGCCGAGUGGUUUAAACGGGCGUCUCCUGAGCAUGUCAUCUCAGAGGGGAAAUGGUAAACUAGUAAAUGGAUGGUAAAUGGAUAGUACAUGUAUAGCGCUUUUUUACCUUCAAAGCGCUUUGACACUAUUCAGAAGAUGUGAGGUGUCUGGCUAGAUGCAGACUACAAUGACAAAGUGAAGCAAGCUAUUACACAUUUGCACUUUUAAACAGGGCUUUGUAGAAAUAAAUGAUCAAAUCUAUGCACAGUUUAUUAAUUGCAAGUUGCAACACUACUUAAGAUAAGUGUAUGAUGCCAAGCGCUACUGCUUUUCUUUUUAGCGUACGUCUUUAAAGUUUAAAAACAAAGUGCACUUGUUUAAAUAAGCAGAACAGUAUUUGACACAUUUCACAUAAAAUGCAUGCGUUUAUGAUUCCCUGUAAACUUUGUGUAAUUCCUUUUUUGAGCAAAUUAUAAGGUUACAAAAUAUUGUAGAUGCCGAACAGAUUGUACUGUAUAUCAGAGUUUGUGUAAUUAAAUUAGAUUUCCAAUA